Messenger RNA from Nicotiana tabacum (common tobacco), 558 nucleotides. NCBI's taxonomy places the organism in Eukaryota, Viridiplantae, Streptophyta, Magnoliopsida, Solanales, Solanaceae. The record is from RefSeq and is a predicted model, not a curated record.
AUGAAAAGGGUAGUGGAUUAUUUGGUGGGACCAACACAAUCUGCAUUUAUUGAGGGGAGGAAUAUACUUGAUAAUGUUAUUGUUGCUCAUGAAUUAGUGAAGGGAUAUUCACAGAAAGGUGUGUCCCCCAGAUGCAUGGUUAAAGUAGAUAUAAGGAAAGCCUAUGACUCAGUGAAUUGGAAUUUCUUAAAGAUGGUAUUACUGGAGUAUGGCAUUCCAUUGAAAGUGGUGGAACUUAUUAUGACAUGUGUCUCUACAAUUAGUUACUCCUUGUUGAUAAAUGGUGGUUGGACUCCAAUAUUCCAGGCUAAGAAGGGAUUAAGGCACGAAGAACCUAUGUCUCCAUAUUUGUUUGUUUUGGCAAUGGAGUACCUAAACAGGCCUCUCAAACAACUCAGGUAUAAUCCAGAUUUCAACUACCAUACCAGAGCAGACAGAUUCUCCAUACAAUUGUUGUUGCAAGCUUUCCAGCACUUCUCUACUAUUUCUGGGCUAAAAGCAAAUCUGAAGAAAAGUUCCUUCUACGUUGCUGGUGUAUCCCCUGAAUUCAAGACCUAG